Molecule: messenger RNA, 1666 nt
Organism: Ornithodoros turicata
Lineage: Eukaryota; Metazoa; Arthropoda; Arachnida; Ixodida; Argasidae
Product: methyltransferase-like protein 25B
Exons: 10
Coding region: 37-1422 (461 amino acids)
Source: RefSeq, a predicted model, not a curated record
CAAACAAUCUCCACGUGCGUUUUCUGAAGGAUAUGAAUGGAUAUCCCAGACUGGGAAAGAUAUUUAUUGUUUUUGGACAAGUAUUCUUGGAUUUACGACAUAAACAUGACGCGAAUUUUAUUAGAAGAAACCCUUCUGAAGAUACCAAGUGCAUGGGCAGAAUACAUCUCAAACCUGUCGUCUGACGAGCUGGGCUGUAUUCCGUUUGGCAGCUUGAAGGAUGGGUGUCCGACCGAUUUCCGAGAAUUUGUAGACGAAGCAGUGGAAUUGGCACGGCCAAGGUUCGAAACCGGCAAGCUGGACGACAGCUCUGUGUUGCUUCCUCCUGUGAUUAGGAGAGGAAUGUCGGAAAAGAAGCAGCACGAAGUAUGCAAGCUAGCCAGCCUCGUAGCACAAGUAGCCAGGGAAACAGACUGCUCUUCUGUGUUGGACGUAGGGUCAGGACUGGGUUACUUGCCUCAGGUUCUGCACUCAAAUUACAGCUACAAAGUGAUUGGUAUUGAUUCUGAAAGCUUUCACUCAACCAGAGCCAACGAACGACUACAGCACUCUGGUUGCAGCCAAAAUAUUCACCACUACACUCUGAAGCUGGAAGACCAUCCAUCCAGCAUUGAAGGAGUAAAAUCUGUGCUCAGGAACUGUCCACCAUAUGAGAUAUGUGCAUGUGGAAGGAAAGAUGUCCAUCAUGAGGAAAGAGAAAUUGACGAUCGCUACAUCAUGGUUGCUUUACACGCAUGUGGACGCCUUACUCCAACAUUUCUGCAAAUUUUUCAUCAGAUGGAACAAGUCAGUGCAGCUAUAUGCAUCGGAUGCUGUUACCACAAAGUGGAAGACAAAUCAGGUGUCCUUCAAGGCUAUUUCCCACUCAGCGAUGCAAUAAAAGGACUUAUGCAGAAUAGAUACCCUGCCCUGAAGCAUGGUAUGAAGUUUGGUCUUCGGCUGGCCUGCCAAGAAACCAGAGAUGAGUGGAGGCACCAGACAGUGAGUCAUCACGAGAGACACUCACGUCAUGUGUUCUUCAGGGCUGUUCUGCAGCUAGCUGUGGAAAAGUAUGGUCUUCAGUGGAAGAAGUCUCGGCGUCAUGUUGCAAGGAAGGACCACUUCACUUCAUUCCAAACAUUUCUUGAGCAUGUUAUGCGAGACAUUCCCUCUGACACAGACACACAUUGCAGGGCCCAACGUCAAAUCCUUCAAGAUGUGCACGACAGACACCUGCAGUUGAGGCCACUCGUAGAGGUUUUCACGUUGCUACAGGUCCUCCUGCAACCAGUAUGGGAAGUGCUAGUCCUUGUGGACCGCUGCCAAUGGAUGCGCGAACAACCAGGGAACUACAUCACCAAAGUGGUGUGCGUCUUCAAUGCAUGUCACUCCCCGCGCAACCUAGCCAUGGUGGUCUUGAGACGGUCUCACAUGUCAGACUGAGCCAUGUAGGCUUCCAGCUCAGCAUCCAGGUGGUUCCUUGUCUUGGCCAUGUAGGCAUCCAACUGGGAGUCAAGCUCAUCACGACUUGGCAGGCGUCCUCGAGCUCCACCGCGGCCGGUCCGUGCUCCUCUGCGUCCACCACCUCUGCCCAUCCGGCGGCUGUUCUCAGGGUUGCGUCUGCAUUUGGGAAAAUGUUCACCAUCCAUUCUGGCCAAUAUGCAAUAAAGACUACAAGCACAUUCAG